AUGUCGGAAGAGGCAAAAAUGUGGGCUCAGGCCGAGCAGACCACCUUUUACCAGCUCACGGGGUCUGACGUCGCGGUCAGGAACCUCAAGCUCCCCGCGGACUUUAUCUGGGGUGCUGCCACAGCAGCCUAUCAAGUCGAAGGGGCUGCUAGCCAGGAUGGUAAAGGCAAGUCCAUCUGGGAUACAUACUCCCAUUCCGUGCCCUCGCGCACCAAUGGCGAGAACGCGGACGUUACGUGCGACCACUACAACCGCAUCGACGAAGACGUCAAACUCAUGAAGUCUCUUGGCAUGGAAACUUAUCGCUUUUCGAUUGCCUGGUCUCGUGUGAUUCCUCUUGCUGGCCACGAUGAUCCAAUCAACGAGGCAGGCAUUGCAUUCUAUAACCGCCUCAUUGAUGCCCUCCUGGCGCAUGAUAUCACACCUUCAGUCACUCUUUACCACUGGGAUGCGCCUCAAGCUUUGUACGAUCGAUACGGAGCGUUCCUCAGCACGAAUGAGUUCAGGGUGGAUUACACAAGAUAUGCGCGCUUGUGCUUUGCCCGCUUCGGUGACCGCGUGAAAUCUUGGGUUACCUUCAACGAACCUUACAUCAUUUCCAUUUUCGGACACCUCAAUGGCAGCCUUGCCCCAGGGCACUGCGCCGAGGCUGGAAACAAUACCAUGAUGGAACCCUGGCGGGUCGGACACACCAUCAUCCUAUCGCAUGCCUCGGUCGUUCAGAUGUACGCUGAUGAGUUCCAGCCAUCGCAGAAUGGCAAGAUCUCUAUAGUCCUCAAUGGUCACUUCUACGAGCCUCACGACGCGGCCAAGCAGGCAGAUAUCGAUGCUGCUCGGAUCCGGCUCGAGUUCUAUAUAGGCUGGUUUGGUGACUCAAUCUUUCUGGGUAAGGAUUACCCCGCGUCAAUGAAACAAUAUCUUGGUGCGCGGCUGCCAAGUUUCACAUUCAAUGACCUUGAGCUUUUGAAAUCCGCUUGCUCCAAGAAUGCCUUUUAUGGCAUGAAUCACUAUUCAACCAAAUUAGCUCGCCAGCUCACGACCCCCGCAGAUGAAGAUGACUGGACAAGGAAUAUUGAGGAGUCGUCUGUGAAUAGUAAGGGCGAGGAGAUUGGGCCGGCAUCAAGCAUGCCAUGGUUGCGGGUUGCGCCGGGCGGAUUUAGAAAGUUGCUCAACUGGGUUUGGGACCGUUAUCACCUCCCUAUCUUGGUGACAGAGAAUGGUUGCCCAUGCCCUGGAGAAAUCGAUCUCGAGGUUGCAGUGGAUGAUCAAUUCCGCCAAAGAUACUUAGGUCUAUAUCUAGACUCUAUUUCUCAGGCUAUCUACGAAGAUGGCGUCAAGGUUGAGGGCUACUAUGCCUGGUCCCUGAUGGAUAACUUCGAAUGGUCCUCUGGCUACGGCCCACGUUAUGGAAUUGUGCAUGUGGAUUAUGGCACAUUGAAAAGAACCCCAAAAAACUCGGCCUACUACCUCCAAGAGACAUUCCAGAAGCGCAGGAAGGACCAGGUGUAA
This is a messenger RNA of Penicillium vulpinum, 1509 nucleotides long. RefSeq names its product glycoside hydrolase family 1 protein. Bases 1 to 1509 code for a protein of 502 amino acids. Gene Ontology annotation, biological process: carbohydrate metabolic process. Gene Ontology annotation, molecular function: beta-glucosidase activity. Lineage: Eukaryota; Fungi; Ascomycota; Eurotiomycetes; Eurotiales; Aspergillaceae. The transcript has 2 exons. The record is from RefSeq and is a predicted model, not a curated record.